Messenger RNA from Portunus trituberculatus (swimming crab), 720 nucleotides. RefSeq lists its product as uncharacterized. The record is from RefSeq and is a predicted model, not a curated record. Bases 1 to 720 code for a protein of 239 amino acids. The transcript has a single exon. Lineage: Eukaryota; Metazoa; Arthropoda; Malacostraca; Decapoda; Portunidae.
AUGGAAGAGAAGCUACCAGUAUUCGUGGCCGACAUGAAAGAACCCUGUCUGCUGGGGCUGGAUUUCCUGGUUCAAAGUGAAGCAUGUGUGGACCUCGGAAGGAUGCAGAUGCAGGUACGAGGACAAUGGGUACCGCUGAUCCUUGAAGAUGCUGUUGAACAGGUGGAGAGCCCCGUGACGAGUUCAGAUGUCGAGGACGAGAGGCUGGAGCUGCACUGCCGAGUCGUGAGGGAAAGUGAGACUGCAGACGCCACUGUGAUAGCCCGUGAACGCCUGACAUCGGUGCGCAGCUGCGGAGGUGAGAUAGACGGAGAUGCGGGUGAGACGAUCCCCGUACUAUCUACACACGUGGUGGAUUUGGCGGUACAUAGCGCUACCACGCUGAUUCCUGAACAGGUGGUGAAGCUGGGGAAACUGCUGAUGGAGCACGAGGACAUUUUCAGCCGAGAUGCUCAAGACCUUGGCUGCACGUCUUUAGUACAGCACUCCAUCAACAUGGCAGACAGUUCGCCGAUAAUGCAGCCACAUCACCGUGUCCUGCUGGCCAAGAGAGAAGAGAUACAGCGCAUGGUGGGGGAGAUGGCUGCGCAGGGGUUAGUGGAGUGCUCUGACAGCCCAUGGUCGUCGCCAGUAGUCCUGGUAAAUAAAAAGGAUGGCACCAAACGCUUCUGUGGAAGAGAGUGGGUGAUAGGACAAGACCUUGAGGAAUACCACUGUUAA